Messenger RNA from Sclerotinia trifoliorum, 7503 nucleotides. Lineage: Eukaryota; Fungi; Ascomycota; Leotiomycetes; Helotiales; Sclerotiniaceae. The record is from the annotation of a GenBank genome assembly.
AUGUCAGACCCAGGCCCUCCGCAAGUAAGCGGUCGACUUCCACUCCGGAUAUUCCCACCUCCACUAAAGUCGUUUUUCCUUUCAUAUACAAGAUCCUAAUCUUCUCCAUAAAGCAAUAACCUGCAUAAAAGCCGGGCGACGUGUUUCUAGCAUUUGAUCUCUUCUUUUUCAUGAAUCAUUUCAGCUUCCUGGGUGUUCUUUUUUUAACCAUCCACCAGUGAGCUUGACUGUGUCCGACAAGAUAAUAUUUGGCUGAUAUAGUAUUCGUCCAAAGCCUCCCAAAUGUCCCCUGAGGUGAGUCGCCAGUAUCAUAUACCUUUACUCACCAUACUCCCCGUCAAUCACUUCAACGCCAGCAACCAUCUCCAUUAGCUCAUCGUCACCAGUAUCUCUCUUCUUAUUCUUCUUUCGUAUGCUUUCAUUUCCGCCACCUCCAGAUCUUUUGGUCCCUUUUGAACUUUUGCCCAACGAAGCAUUAAUAACUCAUGGGAGUAGAUUGUGCAAUCAAAACAGCACAGGCUCUGAAUUUGACCUUGAAUAAACCUGCUUUUGGAACCUUCGAGGUUCAAUCAGACUAUUCUCCUGGGACCGAGUUCUUAGACUACCUGUAGCUUUCCCACCAGGGGGUCUUCCUCUAGUUUAAGUACACAUUUCUGACAUGGUAAUAGCAAGAAUACAAGCAUCAUAGUCCGGGCCUUGUCGUUUUUUGCAAGAUUAUAAAAGUUGUGAAAUAAACCUCCCGAUUCACUCGCGCUAGUGCUUUUAAUAAGAUGCUUUAUUUUUGAAAAAGACCUAUCCAUUUGUGCGGAUUUCGAUGGGAUUUCGAAAAUGUUAAUUUUGGAUGUGAAAUAUGGUUUUUUACGAGUCAGCAACACGACAACUCGACAGCACAUUACGCCUGGCCAACUGAACGUCUAGCUCCCAAUUAGGUUACCGCCUAGACACAUCCAAGGUUUAAUAGCUUAUAUUCAAUCGAAAAUAGUCUAAUUAUGGAAUUCUGCUGAUAUAUCGCCAAUUUAGGCUUAGACGCUCAGCUGGCCAGUGGAUUCUUCUACUGUAUUCUCAUGCACAAGGGUAUUCUCCAUACACGGUAUUAGUAAUCCAUCAAAAGCGGUGAACAAAAGCUAAAGUGGUUUUUGACGCGAGCUGGAAGUUUGUCGCGUUUUCUGCCCAAUUACUUUCAUGUUAAACUUGGCUAGGUUGAACCAAGUCAUAUUCCUCCAACCACAUCGAGUUCUCUGGGAUAAAUCGCAAAUUUAUUAUAAAACUUUUUCUGCUUCGAGUACGACCUUUCUUUUCGCAAUUAGAAGAUGGGUCUCGGUGCAGUUGCUAUUUCAUCUUCACGAUAGCUGCGAUCUUGCAGCCAUGGUACCGCCAUCUCCAUCUUCUGCAAAAUCAAAUAAUCCUGAGCCGAGACCUCCAAUUCCUGCUGAACCCGAAGCCGGUGAGCCUCGAAAGGCUUGGUUUCGAUUUUUCUUGAAUACCAACGAGAAAUCGUCUCGAAUACCUAAACCCAUUACUCCAGACUCUUCUGCGGAUCUUACCAGCACACCAUCGACGACCAGGAAGAAAGUAGGCUGGUCUGAAAAGUACGACUACAAAGAUCCUCCUAAAACUGUCACCGACAAACAUAUUCUAUCCGCACACGCUAUCUCACCACUGACACCAUCAGCGGAGCGCAAAGCAACAAAAUCAAUCCUGAAGACAAACCAUGGCCUCGAGCCUCUACACACUAUUGUAUCUUUCGGAGGUAGCGACACUGUAUCAACCUCAAACUUUCCGUUACUCGACGCCAGAAUGUUAGAAUCAAUCUCAAAACAAUUGGCUGGCCAAGAUAGGAGCUCGAAGCUAGAUGCAUACACAACCUUGUCGGGUGCCUUGAAGGCCUGCGACAAUGUUCCGGAUCGGAAGGCUUUAUCGGACAAGAUGGAUUUAAUACUACAAUUCGUAAAACGGGAUCUUAACGCUAAACAUGAAAGUGGAGCUCUUGAUAUUCAACUUGCUAAAGAGGCGCUAGUGCUCACAUCUAGCUUCCUUCAUAAGAAGUCUAUUUCGGACAUGUUGACUCCCGAUUUCAACAGCUAUCUAGUGGACCAUGCCCUGAAGACUUUCGAAAAUCCUGCAAUGUCAAAGGAGAUCGCCAGACACCUGAUGUUCAUAAUCGCACAGCAAAAGUUCUCGGCUAGAAUCAUGACUGCUGAGAGAGUAACGAAGCUGAUAUCCGCAAUUCACAAAAUUGAAGAUUUUGUGCGAGGCAAAAGUAUCGUAGAACAACGCAUCAACAUCUACCGAACUUUUCUUAGGCAAUCCAAAUCUUAUAUGAUCUCUAAUUCUGAUUGGCUCGGUGAUCUUUUCAGCGAUAUGCUCAGCAGUUACUCAAACAUUCAAACUGCUGCUAUUGCGUUUGGUGAAGAGGCUGGCCUUGACCUUGGGACGGAGAGCAAAGUAUCAUCAAAAGUCAUGGAAAUUUUCAAAGGAUCAGAUGGAAAAAAUGUCAAAUAUAUCGACUUUUUUGCGGACAGAUUGCGAAAGAUGGCAGCGAGAAAGCCUCCAGGUCCUACUCCUCGUAUCUGGGCAGUUGUCAUAUUAUUUCUUCGUGCUCGGCCCCAGCAGCUAGAGCACUGGGCUUUCAUAAAAGUAUGGCUUGAUGUGAUUAAGGUCUGUUUUAAUUCUAGUGAUCAGAAUACGAGACUAGCGACAAAUUUGGCUUGGAAUCGCAUGAUAUUUGUAAUUGGUCUAGACGAGAAGGUCACUUCGAAUAUGAUGCAUACUCUCAGUCAACCUCUAAUUGCACAGCUUCAAAGAAAAGAUGUGCGCAAGGUCUCAAACCCGGACAAUCUGUACCGCAAGUCAACCAUCAAUAGCAUAUACAACUUAUUAUACUACUCGGUGAAGCCAAAUAUAACCCAGGCACAACUUGAUACAUUUUGGGAUACAAACAUAGUUCAAAUCGUCGGCAAACGACUUACACCCACCGAUUAUGUGGAAAAUCCCACAUCGGCUGGGCAGGACUUGAGUGAUGCAUGCAGUAUUCUCUGUGGUCUAUUCAACUCACAUACUCAACGGCCAUGGACACCAACCAGAGCUUUGAACCAUAAUCUUGUCACAGCUAAAGAGCUUCCAGGGCUCGAUCCUCGAUGGCUACGCAAAAAUGCUCUUCGAGUCUUCCAAAUCCUGAGCCCGAUAAUGGAGCUGCUCUAUUGGGACUUUGCUAUGUCCGAAAGCAAAAUAUCGCUUCUUUGGGAGACUUACAUUUCCUCAAUUUCAUCCGCAGGGGCCAAGGAGGUCAAAACCUCAAAUGACACUAUGGCAUGUCUUGCCUUUCUGUUCAGCACACUGUACAAAAUCUGGCAGAAGGGACCAGACGGCUUGAAUGCCCUGCCAUCUCAUCGCAAAGACGAAGCAGGGUUUUUCGCUAGUUUUAAAGCCAUUGUCACUAUUGUUAUAUCUGGACUAGGAGUAUUGCCGUUCACUGAAAGGCUCCUAUCUAUGGUCCAAAAAGAUGAUUUUAUUGUCGUCGCAACCCCUUCACAUCGACCUGGAAAGAUAAAGGGCCAAAUCCGAUCUCCACUUCAUCAUCUAUUCCUAUUGCUUGCUAGCGCUUCUCCAGGUGUUGAAAAUGACUGUAAGUUCUUCGAAAUGGCCCAAGCGAUACUGACUCCGUUUUUCGACGCUCGACGUGUGAGUCAAGGAAAAAUGGACCUCGUCAAAGACCUUUUAGAUAUUCUUCCCACCGACAACACCGCAUCGUGCAAAGGCUUGUGGACCAUCCUAGCAAAGUUUGCUACCGUAGCGAUUAAUUUCUGCGAUGAUAGUGUUGUGUCUAGUUCCAUCCAUGAUGCACGCCCGCUUGGUGGUGAAUAUCGCAGUGUUGUAAAGAUUCUUGAUGCUGGGAUCAAUUUAUCACCAAAGGAGCCUUUGCAAGGAUGGGAAAAGCUUUUCCAAGCUCUGGUAAUGUCUGCAACAACCGGUUCUGGGCACGGGGGUAGAGCUAUCGUUGUUAUCGAACCAAUAGCCAAGACCUUGGCUUUAAUUUGGCAGCCAAACGGCGAAAGCUGUGGCGAGAAAGCGAAAUAUUGUCAACUCCUAGUUGCACAAGCAUCAUAUCCAAAAGACCGACAAGCCUUGGAUGCCGCUCGUCGCCGUCUCUGGGGUAGCGCAACCGCUGGUCCAAGAAUCGACAUCUUCGACCCGUAUUUCCAUUUGUAUGAAUAUGUUUCCCGGUGCUUAGAGUAUUCUUAUACCGAGCUUUCAUCAAACGAUCACCACAGCAUUUGUGGCUUAGUCAGUGAGAUUGAAGCACUUUUAGUUCGAUGCCCGAAAGUUCUGUUAAGCGAAGCUUUGACUCGACUUCAAAAUGGACUUGUUUGCUGGAUACGGGACGAAGAGGGAAAGCUGCAUGGUGGAAGUAAUAUAUCUCGAAUCGUAAGUCACCCCUUUCAUAUCUUUGAACACCACGGCUAAUUGAUGUAGGUUAAUUGUCUCUGGACGAAGAUCUGCUCAUUAUUGGGUUCUAUCACCAAUGAUCCACAGGAAUUACUGGCCAACCUAGAACCGUUAUUGUGCUCUGGCUUGGGAAGCAAACGUGUGUCUAUUGCAAACACGGCUCUCGAAAUGUGGAAAGACACAUUUGGUUCCUUCAACGGCGAAUUAACAUAUCCGUCAAUGGUCAAAGUAGUUUUGUCAAGGCUUCUUCCAAUGGCUGAUAUCUCUCUUCCGUCAUUCUCUGAAAGCUCCGAAAAUCGGAUAUCUGACAAUCAUAGGCAGCUCCCCGCUUUUAUUGAUACGCAGACGGAUUGCAACAUUUCUGGUGAGGUCAACCUACCGGAUCUUUCAAACAAAGCUUCUUCAAACAUGAUUCAAUCACACAAACAAAAGAUGAUAGGUUCAUCUCCACGAGUUGUCAUUGGAGCCAGCAAGGCGGAGUCUCGAAAGAGAUCUCGUGAAACAACCCCGGAACCCGGGAAAAGAAAGACAAGGAAAAGGAGCUCCGUUGCUAAAUUACGACACGACGACUCUCAGAUACAAUUUGAAGCAAUUGCAGGUUCAUCACCUUUGUCGGAAGCAAUAUAUGACUCAGAUAUUUUGACAGACCGGCAGAAAGAGGUCAGGGAACGACAAGCUGAAGCCGCAGCUAUGUUCCCAGAUAUCAGGUCCAGCCCUCCGCCCAGCUCAAGGCCAACCUCCGAGCAUGUUGAUAACAAUAACGAAUUACCUUCACGCCAAUCUGCUUCAAAACUACGCUUAGAGACACCAGCCAAUAGUAAAAGACAAAGUACACCGGAUACUCGAAUCAUCGAAAACCAGGAUAUUUUUCUUGCAUCAUCGCCCACACCGGCACGUCAUACCCUUGCUUCAAAAGAUAUUUCUUGUCCUCCUUCAUCACCGCCAGCCGUUGCUUCAAACAAGCGUUCGGCAUUUAUAUCAAAGAAUAAGAGCGUAGCAAUCACAUCUUCACCGCCACAAACAGGGACAAGAAACAGUGCUUCAUGGAGUGCUGCGCACAAAGGCCUCAAUCGGUUUGAGCAAUCACCUCCACCACCUGAUUUGCCAAUGAGCAAAAGUGCUUCAGCGCCUCUCACUUCUUCCGAUGAGUUCAAUGUCACUUCAUUUCCUAGUCACUUUCUGGAAGGAUUUGAUGAUGAUCCAACCAUGAAUCGUUCACUAAGCUCUUUUGCACAAAAGGUAUUAUAUGCUUUUGAUCCUGGCCAAACCAUGUCUACAUACAGAAGCACAGCUAUGUCUUCGGGUGGAGAAGAAGAUAUGGACGUAACCAUUGAACUUACAAGUAGCGAAGAGCAGGCUAGAGAUAGAUACCUCCAACAGUCAUCCACUGAGAAUGGAGCUAGGAACACUUGCGAGGCUCAAACAGCUGAAACGAUUAAAGAUCCAGUGAUCAACAAUGAUUCGAUUUUACCAUCAACUCCAAGACGAAGCCCGCGUUGUGUGGCAGCAAAGAAACCUGCUCCAAAUACUCCAAGAGACGUUGUUCUUGAUGCUCGGUCAAGUGUAGUCUCUGCGGAUAAUGCGCCAAGCGACGAUGAGAAAUUUGAAGACGCUGUAUCUUCUCCGCGAGCACUUCCACCUCGGAUACAGAAAUCAUCAGAAGUGGUUUCUGUGCCAAAUGAUAGUUCUUCUCCUCUUACCGACCUUGAUGAAUCUAGUUUCUACAGACUCGCGAAUUCUGUGGAUCGCAAGUUGGCUGAGAACAGAGACCGGGCUGGUGGUCCGAUACAUGUAUCAGCAGAGCUCGGUGCUGUAUCCCUUAAUGCUGUCUUCCCGGAAACACCUCAUAUAAUUCCCGAUUCGAAACGAAGGUCUCCUGUUCGCUCCAUGUCUCGGUCCUCGGCCAUCCAAUCCGUCAUCCCUGAAACUCCAGCACCACAGCCUUUGAAAGAGAAUGACGGGGAUGACAUAUCGCGUGAACUUGCAGAAGAUAACUCUAAUGCUGGUUCUGCUAUCACCAUAGCGCCCCAUGUUGGUGAUCAACAAGUACGUCGAAUUAACACAAGCAAAAGUCCAAAGCCAGUUCGACGAAAGAAUUCGCCAGUCAAAAUGAGGAUUGAAAAUGAGGGUAGAAUGGAAAUUUCAGGAAAAAAGCGAAAGUUUGAUGAAAUUCUUGACGUUGGUAGUGCGGUGCCUGACAGUCAGGAGGCACCGGAAGAUGGUAAGCGUGAUAUCUUCUUUUCAUGGGAGCCAAAAAGAGUACUAAAUAUCGACACAGUUCAAUCACUACCUUCGCCAAAGAAAAGGAAAGGUCGUCCAGCGAAGACGCCAGAAACUAUAAUAACAAGUGCUUCCGAACCCCAAUCUACUCGAUCCGAACGAUCUGAACGAGCCAGUCGAAGAAAUACUCGAUCGUCACAGGCUAGAACUGUUAUUGAAAAUAAUUCGAGCAUAGAAGACCUACCAGAGUUUAAUUCUGCUUCGAAUGUCAUGGAGACUAGUUCUUCUAUAGUCUCAAACGACCGCCCUGCCAUACCAGUUUCUGGUAACGAAGCUAUUGACGACACGAACUUUGGUAUACCAGAACCAGAGGAACAAGCGAGCCCAGUACCUGAUCAACUGGACCCAGAUUAUGUAGAGGAAACUUUGUUACAAUCACAAAUAGCUGAGGAGAUGCAAUUUGGAUCACAGGAAGCCACGAACGAUCAACCGGAGGAAAUAGCCAAAACUGCUUCAACCGCUCCCACAUAUCAGAAUAUCAAAGAGAAGUUAUUGAGCUUAGUCAAAGAUCUUGAGGAUGCUGCUCUUAGCCGAGAUGAAGGAAAUGAAAUGGAAGAUAUGUUUAUGGAUGCAAAGGUCCAAUUGUAUGGUGCAAUUAAACGAGGAAGACAAUUGGCUGAUGAUUAAGGAAACUUGCAUUGCGGAUGGCGUUUUGCUUUAGGUUAUGGUUGGCUUACAUAUGUCACAUGAAGUGAUAUAGAUGACAUGAUUGCAUGAAGGGGUUUAAUGGAUAAUGUGUAACGUAGAUAGGAGAAAUAAUACCAAUUAUGUUGCAUA